Elgaria multicarinata webbii is the source of this 1348-nucleotide messenger RNA. It is a transcript of the gene SLA, whose product is annotated as Src like adaptor. The transcript has 8 exons. Bases 183 to 1010 code for a protein of 275 amino acids. The record is from RefSeq and is a predicted model, not a curated record. Gene Ontology annotation, molecular function: epidermal growth factor receptor binding; phosphotyrosine residue binding. Gene Ontology annotation, biological process: signal transduction; regulation of MAPK cascade. Gene Ontology annotation, cellular component: cytoplasm; COP9 signalosome; plasma membrane. Lineage: Eukaryota; Metazoa; Chordata; Lepidosauria; Squamata; Anguidae.
UGCAUCAGAUCUGAACUUGCUUCUCCUUCGGCAGCGUCAGACAAAUCAUGAGCGCCGGAUCCCGCCAGUGAAAGAGAAAGAUCUGGGACGGACGGGGGGUGGGGGAGAAAAGAGGUCACUAUGCUUGGCAUCUGAAUGCAAGUUUUGAAGGAAGCGCUUUGAAGGAACUGAAGAGAAGAGCAAUGGGGAACACUAUAAAAACCAUGAAAACCACACCUGAGAUAAAUAGUACCCACUGGCAGUCAGGCCACAGAAGUGAUUUUCUUGCUGUCCUUGAUGAUUAUCCCACCCCGGAUAUAAGCCAGCCUAUAUUUCAAAUCGGGGAGAAACUACGUGUGAUAUCAGAUGAAGGAGGCUGGUGGAGAGCACGUUCCCUCACUACAGGUCUAGAAAAUUAUAUCCCAGAAAAAUCUGUAGCAAAAGUUUACCACGGUUGGUUAUUUGAAGGCCUAGGAAGAGAAAAAGCCGAGGAACUCUUGCAACUUCCCAAUACCAAGGUUGGCUCUUUUAUGAUUAGAAAGAGCGAGACGACAAAAGGUUUAUAUUCCUUAUCCGUCCGGCACAUACAAGUGAAACAUUACAGAAUCUUCCGCCUGCCAAAUAACUGGUAUUACAUCUCUCCUCGGCAAACUUUUCAGUGCCUUGAGGACCUUGUAAAUCACUACUCUGAGGUAGCUGACGGCCUCUGCUGUGUACUCACAACCCCCUGCCUCACUCAACACACUAUCAACAAUGAAGGAAGGAAUGCUGAGCCUCCUGUGGUGAUGCGCAACAAAACCUUUGCCUGGAAGGAUAAGCAGAGAUCAAAGGAGAAUGAUGACGGACUUGAAGAAAUGCUUGGGAUGGAGGAUUCUGGCCUCAGUUUUGGGCUCCGGAACAGCAUUACGUCUUAUCUUGCCCUAACUGGGGAUGCUGACCCUUAUGCGAGCAAGAAGAAGAAGAAAACCCAGUCUGUCAUAUACCGGACCAAGUACAGAUCACACCCAACCAUCAUGUACCAUGAGGACUAAACCUGAGAAAACGGGGUACACCCAUGAAGGAACUGAGACGCUCCAUGUUCAAAUAUUAGCUUUUUCUUUGUCUUUUUUUUAAACUCUUGGGAAAAUCACAAGCAUUAUAUGCUGGUCUAGAAGAGCCACAGCCUCAGAGACAGAACCUGGAGUCUAGGGCCUUAGCGAGAUAGGGUGAAAUCCUGGGGUGAUCCCCGGGAUCAGGGAGGAAUGAUCCCUCCCUUGCCCAGGGGUCUCACCCUACACUUUAGGCCCAGUUUUUCUGCGGUCUACUGCGGAACGUGUGGCUAGAUGCUGUGGUCUGUCCCAGUUCCUUGCGAGGAGCCGGGACCCAUGCA